This is a messenger RNA of Cloeon dipterum, 1977 nucleotides long. RefSeq names its product nessun dorma (gene nesd). The record is from RefSeq and is a predicted model, not a curated record. Gene Ontology annotation, biological process: spermatogenesis; male meiosis cytokinesis. Bases 281 to 1915 code for a protein of 544 amino acids. The transcript has 9 exons. NCBI's taxonomy places the organism in Eukaryota, Metazoa, Arthropoda, Insecta, Ephemeroptera, Baetidae.
AUGCUGUGCGAAAAAUUCUCGUUCUCCAGCUGGAUUGAGUUAUGUGAAGCCAACGGACCAAUCACAGAGUGGGAAAGCCAGCCAGCUCGUCGCUGAUUGGCCAAAUCGAAAAAUUCGCAGCCCGCUUUCGAGCAAAAUUAGUGCGGUUGUUUAAUUUCGGCAACCACCUGCUGCAUUUUGCAGAUUUCGUCAAGGAAUAGCUCCUGCCGACGUGCAGGCUAACCAAUUUCGCUUCUUCUGCGAAUUUGAGCCGCCGUUUCUGUUACGAAAGCCGAAAAUCAUGAACCGCCGAGUGGAGACCGCCCGCAAGAACCACGACGAGCGCAUGAACGAGUUCGUCGGCGUGCUGAACCGCGAGGAUUGUCUGCCGGGCAGCGAGGUGCUGGACGAGUGGAGGUUUCACCUCGAGCUGACGGUCAAGAAGGGCGGAUGGCUCGCCGUGUACAAGCCGCCCGCCGGCAGGAACAAGGAAUACAUGGACUUCGUUAACGAGCUGGUCGCUGUGGAGAGUGUGGAAUUCCGAAAUUUCGAAGGUUACGUUUGCAGUGCCGGGCAAAGCGACUGCUCGUCCUCGGAGACGGGCUCGUCCUCCACGCAGACCAACAAGGUCUUCUGCGUGCCUCUGGAGGACCUGUACCCCUGCACCAACCAGCCAGACCCUGAGGUGGACGGUGACGAGCUGGCCAACGUGCUGGACCAGUACAGGUACUUCCGAGCCAAUUUGUGGCUCCCCUGGGACGAAGAGGACGACAAUGAGGACUGGAGGGUGGCUGCCCUCGAACCCAGAAUGCAGCUGCUCUACGACAUGGAGCAGGGGCUGGCGGGGUGCGAGAUGUGCGAGCGGGUGCGGCGAGUGUUCCGGCAGGCGUGGGCGGCCCACGAGGACCUGCAGAGCCUGCAGGACGGCGACCCGCUGGACAGCGUGGACGGCUCGCCCGUGUCCGCGACGACCAGGGCGCUGGACGAGGAGGGCGUGGCCAUCCGCGUGAUGCAGCUGCACCAGCGGCUGGACCAGCUCAGGCACGAGUUCUCGCGCCUCCAGAAUCCGCUCAUCCGAGGCCUGAUGGUCCGGCAGCGGCAGAGAAUGAUGCAGCCGCGCCGCAAGGGACAGCAGCCGUGGAACAGACUCGUCUGGCCCGGCGGCCCUGCCGAGCAGCUGGCCAAACUCGUCGGAACGGCCUCCCUCCUCGCCGGCACCGACCAAAGAUUCAAAUUAUAUCCAUUGCUCGCGUUGGCUUUGGAGGAGGCGAAUGCCGGCGAUUUCGUCUUUCUGGCGGCUGGCAAGUACUCGACCACUGGAAGCGCCGGUCUCGAAGCUGGCGGCACCAUUAGAGGAAUCGGCGAGGAAGCGGCUGUGGUGUCCGGCUGCGAGGCCGGCGACGUGAUGCUCAACAUCGAGUGCCAGCAGCAGCGGGACGAAACCGUCCAGUUCGACUUUGUGCUGUCCAACGUCACGCUGGAGGCGUACAAAAUCGAAAUCUGCCUCUUGCUGUCCGCUGGAAAUGUCCUCCUCGAGAAUUGCAUCAUCGACGGCGGUGGCAGUCACGACAAAGACGACAGCGUGGGCGCCAUGGUGCGCGCCAACUGCCGCCUUGUGGCCAGAAACUGCGUCUUCACCGGCUUCACCACGGGCAUCAUCGCCUACGGAGGGGCUCGACUCGAGCUCGAAAAGUGCCAUGUCAAGGAGUGCCAGUACGGAAUGCAGAUGUACAAGGGCGCGGAGCUGUCGAUGAAGCAGUGCGUGGUGAGCGAGUGCACCUCGCACGGCGUCUACUUCAAGUGGAGCUGCGACGAGCAGGAAAACGGCAGCACACUCGUCGCGCACGACUUUCUCAACACGCUUCCCGGCGUUUCCGUCCAAGAGUCCGACUUCAAAGCUGUGCCUCUGGCUGUGCAAGUGGAAAAUGUCAACUAAUAAUACAUUAAUUAAAUGUAAUACUCCGAGUCAAUAGAAUUAAAUAACCAAAGUGAUACAAU